Molecule: messenger RNA, 1843 nt
Organism: Sipha flava (yellow sugarcane aphid)
Lineage: Eukaryota; Metazoa; Arthropoda; Insecta; Hemiptera; Aphididae
Product: WD repeat-containing protein 54-like
Exons: 5
Coding region: 754-1773 (339 amino acids)
Molecular function (GO): protein binding
Source: RefSeq, a predicted model, not a curated record
UUAAAUCUUAGUUUUCACGACGAUCACUCUAUUUUAAAGGCAUCUAUGAUUUAUGAUGAAAAUCUUACAUUUAGUGAUAGGUAAUUCAUGUCUUAGAGCUGAACUAUGCAUAUGUGGAGAUGUCAGUGAAAUGAUACGGAUGGCAAGCCAAAAUCAGUCGUCGAUACACGUUUUCUGAUACCAAUUACUACCAAUUACACGCAGAGAGAACAUUUUCAACAUCGAAACGUUUAAGACCGUACUCGAGAGGAGGAACGUCUUAAUGAAUUAGUUACGCUAAAAAUAUCAACAACAAAUAAAAGCACUUAUCGAAGUUCUACAACGGUUUUCGAAAACCUCAACCCAAGUGAAUCGAACUAUCGGACGAAGUAAAAAAAGCGUGUGUCCGUCGCCAUUGUUUUCAUUAUUAUGUUUAGUUUAUUUUUUGUAUAUUUUUCGGAACCAAGAAAGCACACCUUCCCCGUUGUUCAAACCUAAUCCCGUGGCAGUUGAGCGAUUGUUAAUUUUCAAGCCGCACCCCUACCCCCAUUGAGAAAUCCUGCGUUCUGGUAGUACCCGUGCACGGUUCGGUUCGAAUCACAACACCACGACGUGCUAUGGUUACGGAGCCCUGUUAUCGAUUUUCGAGCGCGACACACGUCGAACCCGUCGUCGUCGUCGUCGUCGGCCACCGCGGAGCAACCAACGGUAUCGCGAUCCGAAAAACCUUGACACGCGGUUACCGGUCGGGCUCCAUUCGAAACCGCCGUUUUGAUGAUGUACUCAAAGGGAAAACAGUUGUUCAUGAAAGGGACCACGUCCGCGGUGACGAGGAACGUGUCCGCGAACGUUGCCAAGCACCGGAAACCGCGGUACAGUUUCGCCGUCAUCGACAGGCGAACGGUCCACGUGGUGGGCGCGGACGACGAAGACGACGACGACGACGGUCCAUCGGCCGCGGCAGACGACGCGGGCGUCCGUCUAGACACGAACGUCGACUACGUGACACAAGUACUUUGGUGCACACUCGGUUACAUAAAUUGCCUGGUGGUCACUUGUUCAGAGGGUAUGAUUGUUUACGAUUGCGAUAAACAUUUCAAACGCAUAUAUUCGCAUAGUUGCGAGGACAAAAACAUGAAAGAGAAGUAUGCCAAAGGAAUAGCUACUUUUGAAUGCACAUAUCUGUGCGUUGGUAAUAGUAACGGAUCGAUUAGAAUGUUUGGACCAGACGAAGAUGGUCAAGUGGUAUUUUUAGAUCGAAAACUAAUCCAUGCGGCUCCCAUCACGGAUAUGUCAUCGUGCAAACAGAACUUGUUGUCUUGUGACGAGUCUGGUUGUGCAGUUAUAUCACAUCUUGACUGUGGUGAAUUAAUGAUUAUUGCUCGAACAAAAGUAUUUCCUGGAUAUCCAUGCACCAUAACCGAAAUUACUAGAAUGGGCUUUUUAGCAGUAGGUUAUGGUUGCGGUACAAUUCGCAUGUUUGAUCCAGCCAUUAAAAUAACAAAUGGUGAUGCUGAAGACCUUAUUCUACCUAUGAUGAUUCAGGUGUCAGCACAUGCUCGUUGUAUAACAUCCAUGUCAGCUGCUAAAGAUGCAGAUCUAUUACUGAGUGUAUCUGAAGAUUCGUGGAUAAGAAUUUGGAAAAUUCACUCCACAACGGUUACAUUAGCAUAUUGUUACAUGAAGGAGGAUACAUUGUUUAUGGGAUGUCAAUUCAUCACUAGAAAUGGAUCAACAUUUUGCACAACAGCAUACAAUUCACCUUACAUAACAUGUUACAGAUUAAAGCAAUAGUAGGAUAUGUAAAUUUUAAUUGUAAAAUUAAUUGAUACAGUAAAAAAAAAAAAAAAAACAGAAUUUUAAA